AUGACUCGAGCACUCCGAUCCGCUACGCGUCACGAAACUACCGCUGACUCCAAGAAUCCUGCGUUCACAGAAGGAUCGACCGAACCAACCCACCACAGAACCAUUUCAAACAGGGCGACCACAGUCCCCCCAAGCCAAAAGACCCUUCACGGCCUUGGCCCUGCAGAUUCUCGCAUACUGCGGAAGAAACAACAUCGCCUGCGGCUAGAAAAGGCCAGGUUAGCCAAAACAGCCGCGUCGUACGGGAACCACAUCACCACCGCACUUCAGGCAACGUAUAUCUUCGCGCAGCACGAGGCCGGGACAGCCGUUUGUGUUGACUCUCAGGGAUGGAUUCUCAGCUGCUCGCAUUGCUUCGGAGAGUCGGAGGCCGAGUGGCGUGGGAAUCGGUAUAAGUGGCUGCUUGGUUAUACCGGCACGGCUGUGCAGGUUGAAUGUUGCUUUUGGGAUGGGAGGAGGGAUCUUGCUCUUGCUAGGGUUGUUUGUGUUGAAACUGUUGAAACUGAUGAUGUGGAUAUGGACGAGUUUGUGUCUAUCCCGCUGCAUUCGUCUACCUCGUCAAGUGUUUACGGCCGGACGGAUAUCGUGUGUAUCGGCCAGCCAGGUGCGGAUGACCUUGAGUCGGAGACCCCUCAGGCAACGGAUUAUGAUCUGAUUGAGAUAUCGGAGGGGAGGCUGCGAGGGCUAGUUCCUCACGCUGACCCGCAUGAUAAUUCGGAGAUCGGGAGCCUGAAGCAUGAUGCGUGGACGUAUUGGGGCCAUUCGGGGGCGCCGUUGGUUUGUGUCCGGACUGGCGAGUUGCUGGGGCUGCAUUCAUCUUGGGAUGAUCAGACCGCGAUGAGACAUGGGGUGCCGCUUGUCGCCGUUAGAGAGUUUCUGGGAUUGAACCUCCCUGGAUUUGAAGCUAUGGGUGAGGAUGAUGGGUAG
Aspergillus puulaauensis is the source of this 927-nucleotide messenger RNA. Its product is annotated as S1 family peptidase. The transcript has a single exon. NCBI's taxonomy places the organism in Eukaryota, Fungi, Ascomycota, Eurotiomycetes, Eurotiales, Aspergillaceae. The coding region runs from base 1 to 927 and encodes 308 amino acids. The record is from RefSeq and is a predicted model, not a curated record.